This is a messenger RNA of Phytophthora sojae, 1774 nucleotides long. RefSeq lists its product as hypothetical. The coding region runs from base 1 to 1491 and encodes 496 amino acids. The transcript is spliced from 2 exons. The record is from RefSeq and is a predicted model, not a curated record. Gene Ontology annotation, molecular function: protein binding. NCBI's taxonomy places the organism in Eukaryota, Oomycota, Peronosporomycetes, Peronosporales, Peronosporaceae.
AUGAUUCAAUGGUUAUUCGACCACUUCGAGGGUUGCGUGGUGGCUGUGCAAGCCGCUAGCAACGGCAAUCAAGUUCAGUGGGGCGGUGGAGAUCUGGCUGCUGCGGUGGAGAACGAGCAUACGGAUGUUGCGCGGUGGAUAUUUGAGUGCAAGGGUAGUGUGGAGCGCGACUGGGGCCGCUUCAUGGCCGCUGUCGUUCGUAAAGGAGACCUCGAGCUAUUGCAGUGGCUGCUGGACCAUGGCUACGCAGGGCGCCAGCUUGCUCCUCCUACGAUGGAUGACGCCGCGUGGGGAGGUCACUUAGACAUGUUGCAGUGGCUUUACCACAACGGGUAUGUCCACCAUGUCAGUUUUGCUCUGGAAUAUGCCGCCUGCAACGGAUACUUGGAGAUUGUGGAGUGGCUAGUGCGUUAUCACCCAGUUGGCAACGCAAAUCGUGCGCUGGAUGCUGCAGCAAGAGAAAAUCACUUGCAUGUAGUGCGCUGGCUACUGGAGCAUAACCUUGGUCGUGGCGCUAAGUCUGGCAUGCAUCAAGCUGCGAUUCGAGGGUACCUCGAUGUGGCUCGACAUUUGCACGAGCAAGGGUUUCACGGUCUAGCCAGUGUUUCGUGUGGGACUAUGCUUCGCGCGGCAGGGCGGGGAUGUCUUGAUGUGGUGCAGUGGCUGAAUGAUGAGUUUGCCCAUGACUCGCAGAAGUAUUUGUACAGGGAUUUACGUCUGUACUCAUUAACGCUGCUCGCGGACGAGCCCAGUACUGCGAUAGACGCGGCCGCGAAGAAUGGACACCUCAAGGUAUUAAAAUAUCUUCAGAGUGUUGACGAGCGUUUGGCCGAAGAAGGGUUCACCGGAUGUCGUCCCACAGAUACACAGGACGCGAUGGAUGGAGCUGCAGCGGGCAAUCUUUUUGAGAUUGUGGAGUGGCUAAGUAAGCACCGCUCCGGUGCUUGUACAACUGCUGCGAUGGAUGGCGCUGCGGCUAAUGGGCAUUUGGCGAUGGUCCAGUGGCUCCACACCCAUCGGACUGAGGGUUGUACGACAGCAGCAAUGGAUGGAGCUGCCGCUAACGGCCAUUUGGAAGUUGUGAAGUGGCUCCAUGAGCAUCGAUCGGAGGGCUGCACAACUGCCGCCAUGGAUAACGCAGCAAAAAAUGGCCAUCUGAAGGUAGUGCAGUGGUUGCAUCGCAACCGCAGAGAAGGGUGCUCAUCUGAAGCAAUGAACAACGCAGCGGGGGCUGGGUUGUUGAAGAUGGUUCAGUGGCUGGAUCGCAAUCGCUAUGAAGGUUGCACAACUAGAGCCAUGGAUGCAGCAGCGUCGGGAGGACAUUUCGAUAUAUUGCUGUUUUUGAGAUCGCAACGCAUGGAAGGCUGCAGCCGCAACGCUGCAUUUGAGGCCCAGCGUAAGGAGCACGUACACAUUUUGGCUUGGCUUCAAGAGCACUACCCUGACUCGCCACGCCCUCAGCGUCGAGUACGCAUACACCGCCUACCUUAGUUCUAACGAAGUCAGGUGCAAGCCCCAGGUCGAGUUGAGUUUACCUUUGGGAAGACUGCCCCAGAGUGCGUGGCGGCCUUUUGCUUCAGUGUUUAGUGUCGCAGCGAGCAUUCAACAACUGCAAGCUUAUAUGUUACUGGCGACUAGUCCGUUUCGUCGGUUGAGCCUGUGGACCAGCGCAAACAGUCGGCUUUAUGUAGCCGGUGCUGCACCUGCCCGGCGUGCUUCCUCCCCUUGCUUCAGUUUUGCUUGUUCCGGCAACUACGCAAGGAGUGGGCGUUUG